AUGGGAUGUCGAAGACGAACGCGAGAUUUAGAAGAUGUCCGAUGUGAGAAAUACACGGAUGGAAUCAGAUGGUGCCUGGCUGCGUGCGAUGCCAGUGCCAGCGCCAGCUGGCCCAUUCGUCCCUGUGGCAUGUGUCCGAACGAACACGAGCCUGGGUUUCCCAGUUCCACUGCCGUUACAACUUCGUCCGCCUUGAGCUCGGGUACAACUGUUACUGUUGAUUCCACUACUUUGGUCGGAAGCACCGAGUCUACUGCCGUGACAAUCACCGAGACCGAGACUGGGACCGCCACGACUGCGACCUCGGACGCGACGCUGACCUCCGAUCUAACGACACUCUUGACUGCCACCAGUGACUUGACAACCUUCACCACCGAAGCAGCCACUACAACCACCACCGCGGAGAGACCCGAAUCAACCCAAUUCAACAUCUACCCCAACCAAGGCGUCGACGCCAGCAGUCCUCUCAAACCCCCCGGCGGCUCAAUCUACUUCAACAACCCCAACUCCAACUACGCCACCGGCACAUUCGUCGUCAACGGCCGCGGCAAGCUCGUCAACGGGAAUCAACUCCUGUGCGCAUACUUCCGAACGGGUCAGCAGUUCGGCGACAUUGUUGGCUGCUCACCUGACGAGACCGAUCUUCGAUACGCACCCAUUGAUUGUGAGCUCGGCACUUCUGGUCAGCUUGAUUGUCAGGUCCAGGGCAAGUUCUGCUAUUACGAUCGGGACAUGCUUAUCUGUGAUGCGAGUGGCCUGUGUCCUUAUUUCUACAUUGAGAGUGCUGGGUCUUCUGGGUAUGGGCUUAUUCUGGGAUCAAACGGGCUUAAUCUCACGCCGGUUCAGCUUGCGGCUCAGCCUCAGCCACCUGAGCCUUAG
Molecule: messenger RNA, 879 nt
Organism: Fusarium odoratissimum NRRL 54006
Lineage: Eukaryota; Fungi; Ascomycota; Sordariomycetes; Hypocreales; Nectriaceae
Exons: 3
Coding region: 1-879 (292 amino acids)
Source: RefSeq, a predicted model, not a curated record